Messenger RNA from Magallana angulata, 3519 nucleotides. RefSeq lists its product as uncharacterized. The coding region runs from base 1 to 3336 and encodes 1111 amino acids. The transcript is spliced from 3 exons. Gene Ontology annotation, biological process: proteasome-mediated ubiquitin-dependent protein catabolic process; protein polyubiquitination. Lineage: Eukaryota; Metazoa; Mollusca; Bivalvia; Ostreida; Ostreidae. Gene Ontology annotation, molecular function: zinc ion binding; ubiquitin protein ligase activity. The record is from RefSeq and is a predicted model, not a curated record.
AUGUCGUACUACAUACUUGAUUCAAAGUCUUUCAUGACCCUGGAACAUAUUUUCUUUGAAAGUUUUAACCCUGAGAAAAUAAACAAAGAACAGCUUCAUGAACAGUUUGGUUCUCUGUCAGCGUUAUCUAUCAAAACAGACAAACAUGGAUACACAACGGCUGCUGAGUCCUCUCCCCCGAACAGACAGUUCAUUAAUGAACCACGGGUCAUCACAGAUAUAAAUACUGAGUUUGGAAAUGGUUUACGCCAUGUGUCCUGUCAGAUUGAUGACGAGAUUUGGGCGUGUGGUGAUGACAAAAUGAUGAGACUCUACAACUUGCAAGGCAAACUAGUGAAGGCAGUUCAAACCAAGUCAGGGAACAAUCCACGGGACAUAGCAGUGGCAAGGAGUGGGGAUCUAGUUUAUACAGAUAAAGAUGAUAGAACUGUAAACAUAAUAAAGAAUACACAGAUACAGACAGUGAUCAGACUACAGGGAUGGAGACCUUUCGGUGUCUGUAGUACCUCCUCUGGUGACCUCCUGGUUGUCGUUAUCAGUGAUAAUAAUAAACAAACAAAAGUUGUGCGUUACUUUGGCUCCAUUGAGAAACAAAGUAUUCAAUACAAUGACAAAGGACAGCCUCUCUAUUCAACAAGUACCCCAAAAUACAUCUGUGAAAACAGAAACCUAGAUAUAUGUGUGUCAGACUAUUGGGCCUAUGCAGUAGUGGUGGUCAACCAGGCCGGGAAACUUCGCUUUACCUACACUGGUAAUAGCUCUAGUGCUACCAUGCGAUUUCCACGCGACAUCACUACAGACAACCAAAGUCGGAUCCUAAUAGCAGACAGCAACAACUGCAUCCACAUCCUGGACCAGGACGGCCAGUUCAUCCGCUACAUUGACAACUGCCAAUUACAGAUUCCGUGGGGUUUAUGUGUGGACUCUAGGGACAACCUCUUUGUGGCCGAGUUAUACACAAAACACAAAGUGGUGUUGUUUGAAAAACGGGGAUCUACUACGAAAUGUCAAAAACACUCUUCAAAAAUAUGUGAACUUUACUGUGAACAAUGCAACAUUCCUAUUUGUGUACAGUGUGUUUCUUCUAAAGAAUACAAAUGUCAUGGAUUUAUUGACAUUGUGGAAAAACUAAAGAACCAAAAAGAAAUCAUACUCAAAGAUUUACAAGGCCCUGAGAAGUUCAUUUAUCCUAAAUAUUUCGAGAUUGCUGCUAUUAUCCCAAGACAGAGAGCUGAUCUGAAUAAAAACUCUCAGAAUUUAAAAAAAGCUAUUGACAAACAUGGAGAAGACUUGCAUCGAGAAAUAGACACCAUGAUCAAGAAACUAAAAUCAGAUCUUGAUGAAAUGGACUCCAAAUAUCUGGCUGCACUAAAUAAGGAGGAAGGUGAAAUCACAGCCAUCAUUUCUGAAAUCAAACAGAUCAUUGCUGAUCUGAAGAAGUUACUAAACUCAAGUGAUGUCAGUCUCGUCUCUGCCUACAAAUACAGAAAUGUUGAUUUCAGAAGAUUGCCUCCUAAACUCAUAGUUACCUUACCAAGUUUUAAUCCUGCGAAAAUGAACAAGGAACAGCUUUAUCAACAGUUUGGUUCUUUUUCGGCAUUGUCUAUUACAAUAGAAGAACUUUUAUUUUCUUCCAGAUACUUAUUCAAAAUUCAAUUAAGGUGUUUCAGCAUGGACCCCAAGGGUAAUUGGGCCCAAGAUGUGUUACGGUGCCAUCUGUGUGAGACUCCGGUCCCUCCUUUGUACUGUGACAUUUGUCACAUACAUCUGUGUAAAGCCUGUGUGGGGGAGCACCUCUCAGACGAAUCCACAGAACACAAAGUGGUGCCAUUUAAAAAGCGGGGUUCAACUACGAAAUGUCAAAACCAUUCCUCAAAAAUAUGUGAACUUUUCUGUAAACAAUGCGACAUUCCUAUUUGUGUAAAGUGUGUUUCUUCUAAAGAACACAAAGGUCAUGAAUUUAUUGACGUGGUGGAAACACUAGAAAACCAAAAAGAAAUCAUACUGAGAGAUUUACAAGAACUAGAGAAAUCCAUCUACCCUAAAUAUGAGGAGAUUGCAUCUAUUAUCCCAGUUAUGAAAGCUGAUCUGAAUGAAAACUCCAAGAAACUGACAAAAGCUAUUGAGAAACAUGAAGAGGACUUGCGCAGAGAAAUAGACACCAUGAUCAACAAACUGAAAUCAGAUCUUGAUCAAAUGGACUCCAAAUAUCUGACUGUACUAAAUAAACAGGAAAAUGAAAUCACCCGCACUAUUUUUGAAAUCAAACAGAGUAUUGCUGAUCUGAAGAAGUUACUAAACUCAAAUGAUGUCAGUCACAUCUCUGCCUAUAACUCCAGGAAUGAUGAAUUGAGAAGAUUGCCUCCUAAACUCACAGCUACCUUACCAAAAUUUACCCCUGAGAAAAUAAACAAAGAACAGCUUUAUCAACAGUUUGGUUGUCUGUCAGCAUUAUCUAUCAAAACAGAAGAACAUGACUACACAAUGGAUUCUCCUGAUGCCGAGUCCUCUCCCCCAGACAGACUGCUCAUUGAUGUACCACGGGUCAUCACAACGAUAAAAACAGCGUUUAUACGUGGUAAUCGAUUAUACAGUGUGUCAUGUCAGAAUGAUGGAGAAAUUUGGACAUGUGGUAAAGACAAUAUUAUGAGACUCUACAACCUUCAGGGCGAACUAGUGAAGUCAGUCCAAACAAAGUCGGGGAACAGGCCAGAGGACAUUGCAGUGACAAGGAGUGGGGAUCUAGUUUAUUCUGAUGACAGAGAUAGAACUUUAAACAUAAUAAAGAAUACACAGAUACAGACAGUGAUCAGACUACAUGGGUGGAGACCUCUACGUUUCUGUUGUACCUCCUCUGGUGACCUCCUGGUUGUCGUAAACAGUAAUAAUGAUAAACAAACAAAAGUUGUACGUUACAUUGGCUCCACAGAGAAACAAAGUAUUCAAUACAAUGACAAAGGACAACCUCUCUAUUCAACAGGUAUCCCUAAAUUCAUCUGUGAAAACAGAAACCUAGAUAUCUGUGUUACAGAUUAUGACACCCGUUCAGUAGUGGUGGUUAACAACGCGGGGAAACUCCGGUUUACAUACACUGGUAAUACUUCUAGUACUACCUGGGGAUGUCCACGGGACAUCACCACAGACAGUCAGAGUCGCAUCUUAAUAGCAGACAGCAACAACUGCAUCCACAUUCUGGACCAGGACGGACAGUUCCUCCGCUACAUUGACAAUUGUCAAUUACAGACUCCAUGGGGUUUAUGUGUGGACUAUAUGGACAACCUCUUUGUGGCCGAGCUAUUCACAGGCAAAGUGAAGAAAAUACAAUAUUACAAAUAAACAAUGUGUUUAUGUCAUCAUAGUUACUGUUGUGGUGAUGACAAAUGUGAAUAUUUUAUGAACCUAUAUAAGAUAUACUCUUGUAUAACAGAGAUAUAAACAAACUGAUGGUAUAUUCAUAUAACUGGUGUAAACAGACCGAUUGUUUUGUGUACAUGUUAUACAUGUAAAUAAAAUGAGUUU